Molecule: messenger RNA, 7746 nt
Organism: Paramisgurnus dabryanus
Lineage: Eukaryota; Metazoa; Chordata; Actinopteri; Cypriniformes; Cobitidae
Source: RefSeq, a predicted model, not a curated record
CGUCACAUCGCCCUCAAUAAGCGAGCGUUUAUUCUGGACAAAACACAAACAGAACGCAACGCAAUGCAAUGGAGAAGUUGAACUGCUUCUAACUUUACGCGUUAAGCUGAAGGAAAAAAUCUAAAAUAUUACCAGCUAGACGCGACGCGACGGUUUGGGAAGUCGGAUUGACGCAUACAUUACCCCACAUUAAAACAGCAGAGAGGAAGCAGAAGGACGCGUCCUGCGCGGGUCAUUCCAACCCCGAGCUACUGAAGGGUGUCCAUCCACCCUCUUCCAGCACGUAGUCAUGACAACAGCCCCGGAUGAUGGAGCGAGAGGUUAGACAGGUUUUAGGUUGCGCAGAGACAGAGCCACGCGAUCACGCUAUACUUUCACAUGUCUCCUGCCUCUUUUAUCAUCGUCAUUAUCAAAGCUAUCGGGAAGCAUGGUGCAUCACUCGGGAUCCAUACAGUCCUUCAAGCAGCAAAAGGGUAUGCACAACAGUAUCAGUGAGAUUUUAAAGGAGAAGACCCUGAAGUCGUCUCGCCGCAGUUUGCCAUGUCUGGCUCAGAGUCAGACGCAUCCUCAAAACCUCAACCACUUCCUGUCUGUGCCUCUGAAUCCUGAACCCAAAACAUACACAAACAGCAUCAGUGCCUCCUGUACACACAUCACACCUCCUCCCACCGACACGGGUCAGGAUGUUUGUACGGAAGAGAGAGAGGUUGGGGAUUUUGAGCCUAAAACAGACGAGGUGCUCCUUGUCCAGAAAAAGCCGAUGUCCAGAGGAAAACUAGAGGCCCGUACAGAAUCCAUACAGGGGAACAACCUGGACAACCCUUCUGGACUGAUGUUUCGAGAUGGGAAGAAACGCAUCGACUACAUCUUAGUAUAUAAGAAAUCCAGUCCUCAGGUGGAGAAGAGGUGCACAUUUGAGAGGAAUCUGCGGGCAGAGGGUAUAAUGCUGGAAAAGGAGCCCUCAUUAACCAACAGUGAUAUCAUGUUUGUGAAGAUUCAUGCGCAGUGGGACACGUUGUGUAAAUAUGCUGAGCAGAUGAACAUCAGAAUGCCUUUUAGGAGAAAGUGUUACUUCACAGACUGGAAGAAAAAAAAUCUGGGCAGUCCAUUUCAGCUGAAAUUUCGUCAGGUAAAGAGUUGGUUGCCCAGGAACCCUAUGAAACUGGACAAAGAGGCGUUACCAGAUCUAGAAGAAUCCGACUGCUACACGGCGCCCUUCAGCAGGGCUAGAAUGCACCAUUUUAACAUCAACAACAAAGAGACUUUUUUCUCAACCUCGACAAGGAGCAGAAUAGUACAUCAUGUACUACAGCGGAUGAAGUAUGAGGAUGGGAAAUCUAAGAUGGGCAUCAAUCGGUUACUUGGCAACAGCACGUACGAGGCAGCGUUUCCUCCACAUGAGGGAAGUUAUAAAAGUCGACAUCCGAUAAAGACUCACGGGGCUCAGAACCACAGACACCUUCUCUAUGAAAGAUGGGCACGCUGGGGAAUGUGGUACAAAUACCAGCCAUUAGACCUCAUUCGGCGGUACUUUGGGGAGAAGAUCGGCCUGUAUUUUGCAUGGCUGGGCUGGUACACAGGUAUGCUGAUCCCUGCUGCCCUAGUCGGCCUCUUCGUUUUUCUCUAUGGUCUGUUCACCAUGGACUCUAGCCAAGUAAGUAAAGAGAUCUGUGAGGCCCACAGCACCAUCAUGUGCCCCAUGUGCGAAGGCAACUGUAGCUCCUGGACGCUGAGUGACAGCUGUGUCUAUGCAAAGGUGACCCAUCUUUUUGAUAAUGGAGGCACAGUCUUCUUUGCUAUUUUCAUGGCAAUAUGGGCCACCGUGUUCCUUGAGUUCUGGAAGAGGAGGAGGGCGGAGCUCACCUAUGACUGGGAUUUGAUCGACUGGGAAGAAGAGGAGUGUAAAUCCUGUGUCAUGAUGUGUUCUGAGGAACUACGGCCCCAGUUUGAAGCCAAAUACUCGCGGAAGGAGAGAGUAAACCCCAUCUCAGGAAAACCAGAACCCUUCCAGCCCUUCACAGACAAAUUCAGCCGGCUUAUGGUGUCUGUUUCGGGAAUCUUCUUUAUGAUCUCUUUAGUUCUGACAGCCGUGUUUGCCGUGGUGGUGUUCCGGCUCAUUGCCAUGGAGAAGUUUGCCUCCUUCCAGUGGGAGUUUGUGAAGAAGAACUGGCAGUUUGCGACCUCAGGCACUGGAGUUUGCAUUAACUUCAUGAUCAUCAUGUCUCUUAAUGUGGUCUAUGAGAAAGUGGCAUAUCUACUCACAAAUCUGGAACACCCGCGGACAGAGUCCGAAUGGGAAAAUAGCUUUGCCCUCAAGAUGUUCCUCUUCCAGUUUGUCAAUCUCAACAGCUCCACCUUCUACAUAGCAUUCUUUUUAGGGAGGUUUGCUGGCAGGCCGGGCGACUAUAAUAAGCUGUUUAACCGAUGGAGGAUGGAGGAGUGUCACCCCAGUGGUUGUCUGAUUGACUUGUGCUUACAAAUGGGGGUAAUCAUGGUGUUCAAACAAAUCUGGAACAAUUUCAUGGAGCUGGGCUACCCACUGCUGCAGAAUUGGUGGUCUCAACGUAAGAUCAAGCGUGCGGGUGAGCCGAGUAGAAGUAAAGAAAAGCUUUCUCAGUGGGACAGAGACUGGAACCUUCAGCCCAUGAAUGCACACGGCCUGGUAGACGAGUAUCUGGAAAUGGUUUUGCAGUUCGGUUUCACCACAAUUUUCGUGGCGGCCUUUCCUCUGGCUCCACUGCUGGCUUUGCUCAACAACAUCAUUGAAAUCCGAUUGGACGCCUACAAGUUUGUCACACAGUGGAGACGACCAAUGCCGGCCCGUGCUACUGAUAUCGGCAUCUGGCAUGGCAUCCUGGAGGGAAUUGGAGUUGUGGCAGUCAUAACAAAUGCUUUUGUCAUCGCCAUUACUUCAGACUACAUCCCUCGCUUUGUCUAUGCGUUCAAAUACGGCCCCUGUGUGGACAAGGGUUACCGGCAUGAGAAAUGUCUUAGAGGAUACCUGAACAACAGCUUAUCUGUCUUUGAUAUGGGCGAGCUUAAAAACGGAAGUUAUCACACGCGAUAUUGCAGAUAUCGGGAUUACAGAGCGCCUCCAUGGAGUCCUGAGCCUUAUGAGUUCACCCUGCAGUUCUGGCACGUUUUGGCUGCCAGACUAGCCUUCAUCAUUGUCUUUGAGCAUCUGGUGUUUGGCAUUAAGACCUUCAUAGCCCACAUGAUUCCAGACAUGCCCAAAGACCUGUGUGAUCGCAUGCGUAGAGAGAAAUACCUGAUGCAGGAAAUGAUGUACGAGGUGGAACUGGAGCAUUUGCAGAACGAACGGAAAAAUAAUGGCAAACAGUAUCACCACGAGUGGCCUUAGCCGUGCCCAACCCAUGAACGCACACAUUUACACGUAAAAAUCGCAUUUACACGAAAGCACAUCGAGACUGGGAAGGACGUACAUGCUCAACCAUUCUGCGGCCUUGGACAGCUAGCUUUACUGAAUCCAUGCAUGGGCUGCCCAAUUCAGAUUAUAAUUUCUGUGUAGAACUCUGUGGUUGAGGUCAAAACCUGAUCUCCGGCUGGGCCUUUAGAGCCUGGAGUUGGCAGCUGUGCUCUGCACCAAAGAGGUUCUUCUCAGUCACAUGACGCCUGCCUGAGACCUCCAAUCAUCUGCAUUUCAUCCCCCUGAGGGUGUUUACACGCUAGAGAUAGCUUGGGUGUCUAGAGGUGUUUACGAUAGCAGAAAGACCCAGAACAGUUUGAAAACAAGAAAAAGCGAUUUGGACGAAAGCAUGACUAGAUUCACCUUUCAAAUUUUUUAUUUCUCCACCGAAUGAAUUUAACGUGUUCAAAUUAACUCUAGUGUCUUGGUGUCCUGAGUUACUUCUCUCAAAGUGGUAAAGAUCGUUCUGCACUGGCACCGGUCAAGUAUUUCUCGUCUUAGUAUUUCUCGUGAAAACAGAGCUGUCUGUGCAGCUGGAUUGUUUACUAUGCAGAUGAAGGGCUUUGGAGUUCCUCUUUCUGCUCGCCUACUCGUCUACCUGUUUCUCACUCUGUGUGUGGCAGCUAGCGUCCCUCUGUGAAGCGGCUCUCUACGUGUAGCCAGGCAAAGUAACAACGUUAACACAAAAUAAUACAGUUUUUACCAAUACUAACUCCUACCAACGCCCUCUCGCGUCGCUUGCCGGCAUCUCACGUUGUGAUCUUUGUUACAGAGGUGGUUUCUGGUGAAGAUUACCAAAUAAAAUUUAGUUUGUUUAUGCAAAAGACAGUUUUAAUGUAAUUUAUAGCCCUGGAAAAGAUAUGCAGUUUUGCAGUUUCAAUACAAGUAGUUUUGUCAAGGCAAAAUAAAAAUAAAACAGCAAAUAGCGCCAACUUGGGCAAAACAAUCAAAUGAAAAAAAAAAUAGCAAGCGUGGUUUUUUAUUGCAUGUUUUUUUUUUUCAAUCUACCUGUUUUUGUAAAAAGACAAUGGUGUGAAUUCACUAAACAGUCUAGUGUGCCGAUUUAGCGUGCUGCAAUUUUUUGCUUAAAACUUCUGUAGUAUUUGUUAACCAUCCGCGAUCAUGGUUAAUCAGAUAUUAGAUGCUGAUAAAGCACUGCUCUGUUAGUUUUUUUUUAAACUUAAAGCGUAACUAAACCCUAAACCAACUUUUUUUAGUUAAUGAUCUGUAAGAAUGGGGCUUUAUUAGUGCUGUUCAUUGAUUUUAGUAACUUUUUUGACAUUUGGAUAUAAAGUGUUUCAAUACUACAAUACAUGGUGUAAAAACGUCUGAGUGCUGCCCUCUUCAGGUUGAAUGGUGGCUACUGCAGUUGAAUUUUCCUAUUGGAUGGUGGGUCCAAAAUAUGACUCGUGACGUAAGCAGGUUCAAGAUCACCACGCCCUUGUUACGAUCUCACCACACACUUAGUUCGUCCCCUCUAUCUCCUUGGGAUCUGCCCACUUUUCUUGCAUUUUUCAAAUAUUGCCAGUGGGUGGAGUCAGGCUCUGACCAGGGGUUUAGUUACGCUUUAAGCCUUUGUCCUAGUUUUAGGGCAAACUCACAUUCUUCUAAUAUACAUUAAGCCUAUUUGUGUUGUCAAUUUAACAAAUUCAUUUAGUACAAAUCAUAAUUAGAAAAUCCCAGAAUUAACCUCACCCUAAUGUCGUUUCACACCCGUAAAACUUUGUUAAUCUUUAGAACGCAAAUGAAGAGAUUUAGACAGCAAUAGACAGCAAUGCAACUCACAACUUUCGAGCCCAGAAAGUAGUCCACAUGACUUCAGCGGUUCAAUUUUCAUUUCAUAAAGCAUCGAAAAUACUUUUAGUGCUAAUAAAGUCAGUCUCUGACACCUAUUCAUGAAAGCAGAACAUGCAUGCAUUAAACAUGCAUAUUUAUUAUUUAUUUAUUUAAUGCUGUCGUUUAAAAGACAUGCAUACAAUUGGUUUUGAUAUUUAUUUAAUGGCAGCAUGCAGUGUGUGCCAUGCCAUCCUGUGUAUGCAGGAAUGCUGAGUAUGCUGGAAGCUAAUGAACAAUAUUCCAUUGUGAAUAUAACCAAUUAGAAAAUCCAAACAGCACAGAUGAAUAAAUCCAACUUCACAUUACAAUUACAACAUUAGACAUGGAAGUGGUUUGAAAAAUUACCAUUGGGACAAUUGACAUGAAAAACAUGUUGUGUUUAAUUGUUCUGUUAUGCACAUGUGUAUAUGCACAUGUUUAGAUGUGCAUUCAUUAAGCUGAUGAAACGGGUCGUGACAGCAGAAUGUCAUUCUUUCACUACCUUUCAAAACUCAAGGCAAUGGCUGUGUUCAGAAUUGCAUACUAGGCCACUAUUCUUGUACUUUUCUGCAGUAUACACUACAUACAUACAGUACUGUGCACAAUAUACGUAUUUGGUAUAAGUAUGGAAUGCCCAAAUGAUCCACUACAUGGCCAAACUGUGCAUAAAACCAAAGCAAAGUGCAUUGAUAAGGUGACCACCCAUCUUAGUUUGUGUUGUACCACACCAUUUUGAAUCUUAAUCCCAUACGUCACAUAUUAGAGAGAAUUUCCCGCAUUUUUAUAAGUGUUGGUUUUUAAUUGUCAAAACAUGGAUGCGUUCUUAAAAAUGUGUGUUUCUUCAUUAUGUGCAGCGCUUUGUCAAAAGCAGCAACCCCGCUCACAUAAAUAGGUGCACUCGACUUCAUAGGGUCCGACAGGCGGAUGACAUCAAAGUACACUACUUGCAUUUGUGUCGGAACCCUUAUAUGUGGGUGGGACAAGACCCACUCACUUUUUAAGACCAGUGAAAUUGGACCCACUCACUUUUUCUCUUUUUUAUCAAAUAUGUCUGUUCACUUGUCAAAGCACUGUCAGUCAAAUCCAUUCCACUAGAGGAAUGCUCUAAUAAAUUAAACACCGUUUCCGCUACAGCCUUGACUUCCAGGCUGCUGCUUUCUCAAAUCCAUUCCACUUGACUCAUUUAGAGUCCAUAUAAUUCAAACUCCAUAUCAUGUUUUUGAAAAUUUUACUACUUUUACCUGAUGCACUCCAGGCCACAAAAGAACAAGGUGAACAAAGUGUUUAGGCUAAAAGGAGUUGUCUAACAGAAUACAAGAAAAUGGUAUCUACUCCAGUAAAUGUUUUGGACCCACCCACAUUUGUAUGAUUUCUCAGAUCGCUUUCAUGGUACUUUGAUGAGGCAUGAACUUAAACAAUUGACUGUUAUUAACUCAUUGACGAGUAAUCUUGUCAACGAAGACUGUUGUUAACUCAUUGAAGAGUAAUCCUGUCAACGAAGAGAAAACAAAGUUUUCUCCGGCGAUCCAAAUUUCCGCUAUUAUCCAACAGGUGGCGCUCUUACCCAACUUAUAGACCCCUUAAAAGUUUGUAAACAUUGCAACGUCUCCGGGUGGGCGGGGCUUAGCUGGAGGCAAAAAGAGCCGUGGAUGUUGACAAGUGUAAGCUAGCAUGUUUUAGGAGGGAUUUAAUAAACAUGGAUGCAGGAGAAGUUUCGGAACUGUACAAUCACUGAUUCUGCGGAAACGGGACAGCUAUUUUUGUUAAUUAACUCUCCCAGUUUUAACCAAUUUUUGGAUAUUUCCAUACUGGUUUGGGGAAUUUUGUCAAGGCUUAUUGUCUAAUGUAUGGAGGACCACAAGAGUCAUGCAAAAUGUAAUAAAGAGCGUCAAUAUUUAAUAACUAACUGGACAAUAAAAAUAGCAAUUAAUAGAUUUGUUUAAAAAUUAUUUAAUUAAUCCAUAAAUAAAUAGACAAAGUUAAAUAAAUAAAAAUAAUCAUUAUGUAACAUUUUAUUAGGCAAUAAAAGGUGAGUGUCAUGGUACGUUUAUAGACAAAAGAGAACCCACACGCAAGCACGACUUAAAUAAUAAUAAACAGAAGGUUUAUUACCACAAACACAAAAACCCACGUGGGGGUAAAACAGAUGAUGAGUACAUACGGUGAUAAAACACGAAACACAGGAACAAAGAAACACUGAGGAAGGUAACAGAUAUCAGGAACACGAUUCAGGUAACCGGACAACAGGAAUUAUGGAUUAAUAAAUGGAUUAAUAAGGAUUAAUAAGGUUCUCCUUAUUCUUUUUGCUAUUUGAUUUGCUUUUUGUGUUAGCCUCUCUAUUUAGCUUUUCCGGGACUCUUUGGGUCCUCAUCCGAGAUCUAUAAAUCUGCGCAUGACGUACUUUUGAGUGUUUUAUGUUGUUUUUGUAAAUUGUUAUAUUAAUUUGAACUAUUUAUUAAUGGAUUAAUAUUUCAUUUCUACGUUUUUUAUAAUCUCACCUUUUA